AUGGAGGAGAUAACUGAGAGGAGUAGCGGUAAUAGUAGUAGCAGUCGAGGUAAUCAGGGAGAAAGUCUACCCAUUGGGAUUCAUGAACCUGACGAAUCCACCCACGAUAUAAAUAAUGAUAAUGAUAAUAAUAAUGAUAAUAAUAAUGAUAAUGGGGAACAUACGCCACUACAAAACAGAGAGCAUAUACCUGAAUGGAUGAAACCAGUGAUGAAUAACAUGACAUUUGCUACUGCCGAGGAACGAAGAUUAUCUCAUUUGAAUUCGUAUUCAUUGUAUCCUACAACAGUACCACCGUUUGCGUUAGAGGAACAAUUCAAAAUUGCUAAAUCAUUGAAAGAAAAACAACAGCAGACUACUGAAACUUCUGAAGAUAUGUUACCAUCAAAUGAUCUUGGAAGUUAUAGUUGGACUGAUAUUGCAGAAAAUAUAGGUUCAAAUGUUGCGUAUGCCGAUGAUCAAAAAGUUAAUAUAAUGACAUCUAAUCGUCCAAAGAUAUCUAGAAUGGCUACAAGAAGUUCUAAUUUUACUGAAUCAUCCUUCUCAAGUGGUAGUAUGGAUGAAGAAGAAAAAAUGAAGAUACGAAGAGAAGUAUUACAAGAUUUAAAUGAAGAAUGGGGAGGUGAAGAAAGAUUACAAGCAUUAUAUAAUUUACCUAUGCAAUCCGAUUUCCAAUUUAAGACUCAAAAGGAUCGUAAUGAAUGGGCUACGUAUGUAGCAAGAGCUAAACAGAUAUACUAUGGUAAAAAAUUGAAUAAGAAAACCGACCAAGAUGAUAUGACUCAAGAAUUACGUGCUCCAUUGGGGUCAAUGUCGGGACAACAAAGUAUAAGAAGUAGAAGGAUAGAUUGGUUAGAAGACUUUAAUGCAGAUAAAGAACGAUGGAGGAAAAUUAGAGAUAAGAAGAUGAAAAAAUGGAUGCCUAAGAUAAGUAGUAUAUUGAUUGAAAAUCAAUAUUUACCUCUAACAUUCAGAAUUUGUAUAACUAUUCUUUCAUUAGCCUCUUUGGGUCUUGCAGUAAGAAUAUUUCAAAACUCAGACGCAAAUAUAGCAAAUAUUGAUGGGAAGAUUCCUCAAGAACCAAGUACAAUUAUGGCCAUUUGUGUUAACUCCAUUGCUGUUUUCUAUACGAUAUACAUUGCUGGCGAUGAAUUCUCAGGGCAACCAAUAGGGUUAAGAAACCCAUUAAGCAAAUUGAAAUUGAUUUUGUUGGACCUUUUAUUUAUUAUCUUUUCCAGCGCCAAUUUGGCAUUAGCAUUUAAUACAAGAUAUGAUCAACAAUGGGUUUGUACUACCGAUUAUAUGGAUAGUGGUCUAUACAAAUUCCCUAGGAUAUCAUACAUUUGUAGGAAACAAAAAGCAUUAUCCUCGUUCUUAUUCGUAUUAUUAUUCAUGUGGGUCGGCGUAUUCAUUAUUAGCAUCAUUAGAGUCGUCGAAAAGGUGAGUUCGAACUUCUCAAGAAAUUAA
This is a messenger RNA of Maudiozyma barnettii, 1467 nucleotides long. RefSeq names its product Srf1p (gene SRF1). Gene Ontology annotation, biological process: positive regulation of catalytic activity. Lineage: Eukaryota; Fungi; Ascomycota; Saccharomycetes; Saccharomycetales; Saccharomycetaceae. Gene Ontology annotation, cellular component: fungal-type vacuole; cell periphery. The transcript has a single exon. The record is from RefSeq and is a predicted model, not a curated record. The coding region runs from base 1 to 1467 and encodes 488 amino acids.